Mycotypha africana is the source of this 6062-nucleotide messenger RNA. RefSeq names its product chitin synthase-domain-containing protein. The record is from RefSeq and is a predicted model, not a curated record. The transcript has 3 exons. Gene Ontology annotation, molecular function: chitin synthase activity; cytoskeletal motor activity; ATP binding. NCBI's taxonomy places the organism in Eukaryota, Fungi, Mucoromycota, Mucoromycetes, Mucorales, Mycotyphaceae. Gene Ontology annotation, cellular component: cell septum; cell periphery; myosin complex. The coding region runs from base 151 to 5847 and encodes 1898 amino acids.
AUUUUUUCUUUAUAGUUUCUGUAAAAUUCAUAUUCUUUCUACUAUCUUGCUAUUCCUUCCGUUUUACUUUCUAAGCUCUUUUAUCCCUCGUAUCUCAAAUACAUAUCUCACCCGAAGGUCGUUUUUUUAGGAAAUCCGACAAAGUAACAAAUGUCAAACAGCAGAAAUAGUACGUUUCUGUUUGACUUGUCAAACCAAGAGCAGCGGAAGAUGGAUGAAGAUAGUAUAACACAAUGUCUUCGAACUGCUUUUCAGAAUAAUGUAAUUUAUUCUCGCGCUGGAGAUUCAGUUUUAGUUGCUAUGAACCCGUACAAACAGAUGCCUUUUUUAAGCCAGCAGUAUGUAGCAGAGUACAAAGAUACCACUGCGACAGUAGACGGACAGCAACAAGAGCCUUUACCGUCUCAUAUUUAUAAACUAACAAACCAGGCUUAUCUACAUAUGCGAAGAACUGGUAUUGAUCAGUCUCUUAUACUUUGUGGCGAAAGUGGAAGCGGAAAAACAGAGUUCUUCAAAACAAUUUUAUCCCAUCUGAUUCAGCUGUCAUCACACAAAAAAGAAUCCAAGCUGCAAACCCAAAUCAACAAUGUACAAAUCCUGUUGGAAGCGUUUGGUAAUGCUAGGACUGUCUUGAAUGACAAUGCGUCUAAAUUUGGUAAAUACAUGGAAUUACAGUUUAAUGAGCGGGGCCGUAUGGUAGGCGCUAUGCUUCUUAAUUAUCUCUUGGACAAAUCACGGGUAACCGAAUGCCCACAGCAUGAACAAACCUUCCACAUAUUUUAUCAAUUACUGGCUGGCGCUUCAGCAGAAGAGAAGCAUAUUUUACAACUCAACGACGAUAUUCAAUACAGAUAUGUACCUAGAAAAAUGGCAGCAGCAGGUCGGGAAGCAGAGCAAUUCAAAGCAAUUAAGCAAGCCAUGAAAAUACUCGGCAUCCAUAAAAAAUAUCAAGCUCGUAUUUGGCAAUUCUUGGCUUGCUUAUUGCAUCUUGGCCAACUUGAAUUUGUGGAUGACCAUACAAUACAAGAGUCUGCCUUUGUGAAGAAUCAAGCAGAAUUAAACCUAUGUGCGGAUUUUCUAGGUGUUGAUCCCCAUGCUCUAGAGGAUAUAUUCACUUACAAAACUCAACUCAUCAAAAAGGAUGUAACAACACUUAUUCUGGACGCAUCAGGUGCCUCCAAACAAAGAGAUGAAAUUGUAAAAUCACUCUAUUCUUUAUUGUUUACAUGGCUUGUGGAACACAUCAACAAAAGGUUGUCGUUCAACACAAUUCACAACUUCAUAGGUAUUCUUGAUCUACCUGGGCCGAGACUUCAGUUUUCAAACAACAGCGGCGGUAAAGGGUUCUCAGCUUCAUCAAUAGCAGAUUUCAACGCAUUCUGCAUCAAUCUUUCUAAUGAGCGUUUGCAGCAUUUUUUGCAAAAAGCAAUUUUUGAAGUUGACGUGGCCGAAUAUCAAUCUGACGGAUUGGCUACGGAAGAAGUUCCUUACUUCAAUAACCAAGCUUGUGUAGAAUUAUUGACGCGUCGACGAGAAGGCUUAACCGAUAUCAUAAAUCAUUAUGCAAAAUCACCCUCAUCCUCAUCUCCUGUAUCUGAUAGCGAUAUUAUCGACACAUUUGCAAAGUACAACAAUGAGCAUGCAUCAUUUGCUAUAAAACAAGCAGAUACGGGAGCAAAACUAUUUGCCAUUCAACAUUUUGCCGGCCAAGUGACUUAUAGUCCUUCACGUUUCUUAGAAAGUAAUAAGGAUAUUCUUAAUCCGGAUUUAGUUCAAUUAAUACGUGGAAGUGAUACAGCUCCUGCAUCCUAUAAUCACUUUGUCGUUGAAUUAUUUUCGAACGAUAGUAUUCAGACUGAAACACAUCCUAAACAAACGGCAGCUAUUCUUAAUGCUCAACAAAAGAGUGGACCUCUAAGGGGCCCUUCCAUGCGCAGGACAAAAUCAACCAAACGUAGAGGUUCAAUACUGCAGCCGCCAGUCAUUAUGGAAGAGGAUAAUAAUAAUAAUAACGAGAAACCAUCAUCGAGAAAGAAGAAUCAGGUGUCUACAGUAUUAUCGCAAAUCAAUAAAUCGUUUGACGAAUUAUUCAAAACAUUGGACGAAACAAUUCCUUGGUUUGUCCUUUGUAUCAAACCGAAUGAUAGUGCAGCACCAAACCAAUUUGAUAGUCAUCGUGUUCGAAACCAAAUCAGAGCUUGGGGUGUACCUCAGCUUUGUAAACGGCUGCAAGUUCAAUAUACAAAUAUACUGUUCUUUGAAGAAUUUUUGGAACGUUACGCAAAUAUAAUCUCAGCGAAAAAACAGGAUCAGCAGCCUUUAGGCCAGCAAGAGUUGAUUGACGCAAUAGAAGAUGCCAAUGCAAGAGAAAAGUGUCAAAGAGUUAUCACCCUUUUUGGAUGGACUGAUAAACAAGUUGCUUUGGGCAAUUCAAAGAUUUUUUUAUGCGAAACUGUAUGGGAGCUGCUUGAGGAUAUAUUGCGUACAGAAGAAAAAGCUCAACAACGAAAAUUAAAGGAUGAAAAACGGAUAAAUGACAACAUGGCGGCAAUUGCCACCGGUACAAUUGCUGCUGCUGCACCUAUCAUGAAUCUGGAAGGAGAAGAUCAAAAUUCAGAAACUUUAUCCAAUAUGUCUUACAGCUCGCAUACAGAAUUUUUAAAUCCUGCUGUGAACACGCCCUUAGGGCAAAACACUGGACGAUACGACGCUGCUGCUAUUGCCGCUGCAUCUGCUGGACUUCCCUUACCUAGAAACCCUAAUUCUGCAUCGGGAUCUGUAUAUACUGAUGAUCAACGGUCGUUCCUUUCUGACGAUGAAUUCCACAACCAGCAGCAUCGGCAGGGUGCAACAACAAACAGUAGUUAUCAUGAUACUGAAUCGCAAUUCGGCGGCUCUGAGACGUAUGGCAUACACAACAGUUAUACAAAUCCUGAACUCAAGCAUAUGCUUUCCACACCUGUAGUCGAAGAGGUUGGCCCAACAGAAGAUGAAGAUGAAAAACCAACACGUGCACGUCGCCACUGGCUCAAUUUUGUAUGGUUCAUGACUUGGUGGAUCCCUACACCUUUUCUAGUUAUGUGUGGUAAAAUGAAGCGUCCAGAUAUUCAAAUUGCAUGGCGUGAAAAAAUGACUCUUUGUUUGUGUAUCUUCUUGACAUCGGGCUUUAUUAUAUGGUUCCUUGUUUUUUUCGGUGCAUUGGUAUGCCCCCAUCAAGACGUUUUCUCUACUUCAGAAUUACAGAGCCAUUCAGAUAAAGAUAAUGCAUAUGUUGCCAUUCGAGGUGAAGUCUUCGAUUUAACGAAAUUUGCACCACACCAUUGGGCCAGCCAAGUCAUUCCUCAAAGUGCCAUUCUAGAAUAUGGUGGCAAGGAUGUCUCCCCGCUAUUCCCAGUUCAAGUUUCUGCUCUUUGUCAAGGUGUGACAGGCAAUGUAUCACCGUAUGUCUCCCUGGACUUCAAUGCGAACUUGACAGAUUCCAAUGCUCGAUAUCAUAAUUUCCUACCCAAUAGCGGAGAUCCACGUCCUGAUUGGUAUUUUGAAAAAAUGACUUAUUUGCGUAAAAACUACAAGCUUGGUGCCAUGGGCUUCACCCCAAAAGAUAUAGCAACACAAGCAACCAAUCCAGUAGAUAUGUCUGGUAUCAAGACAACACGACAAUGGGCAAUAUUAAAUGGUAAUGUAUAUGAUCUGACAUAUUAUUCAUUGGGUGGACGCCGGUUUGAUCUUCCUGAAAACGUCGCAUCUCCAGACCCUUCCGAAUUAAACUUCCUGGACAAUGCUGUGGUAACCUUAUUUCAGCAGAAGGCUGGUCAAGAUAUUACAGAAGCAUGGAAUGCUUUGCCUUUGGAUCCAGCACUCAAGUCUCGGCAAGAGGUUUGCUUGAGAAAUCUAUAUUAUGUAGGCGCUGUAGACCAACGUAAUUCAGCUCGUUGUUUGUUUGCGGAAUAUUUGCUGCUUAUUGUCACUGUCUUUCUUUGUUUGGUGAUUGUCUUUAAAUUCUUGGCUGCUUUACAAUUUCGCUCACGUCGCGAACCAGAGAAGCACGAAAAAUUCGUUAUUUGUCAAGUACCCUGCUAUACUGAAGGAGAAGAAGAACUGAGGAAAACCAUUGAUUCCAUCAGUGCUUUGCAAUAUGACGAUACACGCAAGUUGCUAUUCAUUAUUUGCGAUGGUAUGAUUAUCGGUGGUGGUAAUGAUCGUCCUACACCGCGCAUUGUACUCGACAUUUUGGGUGUGGAUCCUAGUAUUGAUCCAGAAGCUCUUUCCUUCUUUUCUGUUGGUGAAGGUCAGAAGCAACACAACAUGGCUAAAAUAUAUUCUGGUCUCUAUGAAACACAUGGUCACGUCGUACCGUACAUUGUAGUGAGUAAAGUGGGCAAGCCUACAGAAAGACAAAAGCCGGGUAAUCGUGGUAAACGUGAUAGUCAGCUUAUUUUGAUGAACUUCUUAAACAAGGUUCAUUUUAAUUCGCCAAUGACACCCUUUGAACUUGAACUGUACCAUCAAAUUAAAAACGUCAUUGGCGUAAAUCCAAGCUUUUAUGAAUUUAUACUCAUGGUGGAUGCUGAUACUGAAGUUAUGCCUGAUGGACUGAACAAAAUGGUGUCUGUUUUUACACACGAUUCCAAAAUUAUCGGGCUAUGCGGCGAAACUGUUUUGUCUAAUGAAAAAUCCACCUGGGUGACGAUGAUACAAGUGUACGAAUAUUUUAUUUCUCACUAUUUGAUUAAGGCUUUCGAAUCCUUGUUUGGAUCUGUCACCUGUUUGCCUGGUUGUUUCUCUAUGUACCGUAUUCGAUCACCUCAAAUGAACAAACCUCUUCUAGUAUCCAACCAAAUCAUUGAAGACUAUUCUAUCAACAAAGUUGAUACACUGCAUAAGAAGAAUUUGCUACACCUCGGUGAAGACCGUUAUUUGACUACUUUAAUCUUAAAGCAUUUUCCCAGUUACAAAACCAAGUUCGUAUCAGAUGCUAAGUGUGCAACCAACGCUCCAGAUCAAUGGAGCGUUUUACUAUCACAACGUCGCCGUUGGAUCAAUUCAACUAUCCAUAAUUUGGGAGAACUGGUUUUCUUACCUCAACUUUGCGGUUUUUGCUGUUUUUCUAUGCGUUUUGUGGUUAUGCUGGACUUGUUAAGUACUUUGGUACAGCCUGCUAUUGUCGGCUAUCUUGUAUAUCUUAUUUACAUGUUGGCUACUUCAACUUCUGGUGUGCCUAUUAUGUCCAUUGUCACUAUUGCUGGUGUUUACGGCCUUCAGGCAAUCAUUUUCUUGGUACAUCGAAAAUGGGAGUAUAUUAUGUGGAUGAUUGUAUCUAUCUUUGCUAUUCCUGUAUUCUCAUUCAUGAUUCCCAUAUACGCUUAUUGGCACUUUGACGAUUUCUCGUGGGGUAAUACACGUGUUGUUAUGGGAGAAAAGGGCAAGAAGGUGGUUAUGGCUGAUGAAGGCAAAUUUGAUCGCAAAUCGAUUCCUGUAAUGACGUGGGAUGAAUACGAAAAGAGCAUGUAUGAUGAUGACUUCAAUGGGGGUAGCGGUAUGUUUAAUGAUAAUAUGUCAGUUGGAUCUUACGGCUCUCAAAAGUCAGGUUACAGCCAUGGCACUUAUUAUAGUCAGCACAGUUAUACGAGCCGACCCAUGGGUCAAUAUACCAACAUGACUGCUGCUGGUAGUAACCAGUCAUUCAUGAUGUACCCUCCGCAAACAACAAGAGCGUCUUCACCAGCUUACAAUAACAAUUUAACUCCAUUCCAAACACCUGUACCAGGCUAUACCGCACCAAAUGUGACGGGAGGUCGUAAUACGGCCAUGUCAGGUCAUUUUCAUAAUCAAACACCUUUUCAAUAACUUAGAUUACCGUAGAUUGCCUCUUGUUACCUUUACAAUAGCAGUGCAAACAUAACUAUCAUCUAUCAUAUCUUAAAAAAUUUAUAUUCAAAAGUAAAAGCAUUGAGUUGAAGUAUAAAUACAUAUUUAACAAGUACAUAACUUAAUAUAUGAGCCGAAGAAUCGCUGUAAAAUAAUAAACACCGUGUAUUUUAUGUAUAAAAUGUGUAUACCAG